UAUUAUGAGGGGACCUAGGCACCGCUCGGACCAUCAAUGCCCAAACAACUAUUUACAAAUUAUGUUAUUUACAUGAUACCCGGUUUCGCAAUAUUACAUUCAUCAAUACUAUCCAAUUAUAGAUGCAGUUAUUCGUAUCGCCCAGCACGGCUUUAGACAAUGCGAGCAACACGGUCAAUGAACAGACAUCCCUCGAGGACAGAAUAUAAAUUAAAGAUACGGCCACUUUAACAUGGACAGUUACGUACGAGACUCUUUUCUUCCUUACUUUUCUCAACACAUCCCAUUACGCAACAUGGCGAAUCAAGUCAGUCUUCUUGCUUAUCUGCAACAUGGCCCACCAAGAAUACCGAUCAUUGAACAAGGGCAAUCGACGGAUAACACCACGAACACAAGAUACUCCGCGGAUGAUAUCACAUAUGUUGGGCAUUGGGCAACUUUCAACUUGAACACGAUUUUGCAUCAGCAUCAGGCUGUACUCACAAACAGUCGGCGAGAAGAUGAGGCGAUGCCCUUAUCACCUCCGCAAGCGAUCAACUCGGAGCCAGGUCUUCGGCAACGUUUUUCAUUCUAUAUGAACCAAAGGGUCCGCAGAGCUCUCCGUAGUGGCUUUGACUUUUUGACAACGAACAACCAGUUGGCCAACCGUACUGUUGUGGAUUUCGGAGAAGGAAACUUGGCGCAACUCAUCGAGCAGUUCACACCUGAUACCGCAUACUACGAUCCACUUCUCCCGGCCCCGACGAGACCGAACCGAGUUCCAGGAGAUCUGAAGCCCUCUUUUAAAUGGUCUCUCGCUCUGCGGAACAGCCCAACUCCAUAUGGAAGAAAGCAGUUCAAACAAGCCCUGGCCCAAGUCAACUAUUAUAUGAAGCAGCAUGAGACUCAUUUUGGAUUUAUCCUCACUGAUCGUGAGCUUGUCGCAAUUCGACGCCUCGAUCGUAACGGAAGGUUGGAGUUAUCUGAUUCCGUUUCAUGGAUUACCAAAGGAAGUGAAUGCCAGCCGCGCCUUACGGUAUUGCUCGCCUUGUGGUACUUGGGGAUGCUUGCGUCGGAUAACCUACAAUGGCAUUUACCUUAGAAUCCAACAGCAGAUUGACUUAGCCAGAAUUUCCGAGAUGAUUCGAUCAACUUCCGCCAAUUCUCCUUUACUUUUCCACGCGCUUCCCUUUGCUUUGUGUUUCUUUGGAAAUUAUCAUCAGAGACUAGCUGCUUCAACAUCAGUAUAGGGGCGGGUGCUUGAACUAUCAACUGGUCAAGCUGUGUCUUAAGUGCUGUGUGUAUAUUUUUAUUUUAGGAACUUAAUAUCAUUCGUGAUAAAUACUAUAAAAUUACUUCUUGGUAUUUCAUACGGAUGAAAGGAUUGAGAAACGAAAAUUACAUGCGAUCAGUAUUUGGAGAAAAGUUGUUCAUACCGGGCAGUUGAAUGAAAGAACGCAGUGCCUGUCACAGUGGGCCUGCAUGGGAUCCAUGCAGUGGCUCUGGCAUAUGGUCAUCUUGCUGACGUUGUAGCCCAAGAUUCCGCUAGGUGGGGGCAGCUAAACCCAUUUCUGAAUAGGUUUUCUGGACAGAAAACCUA
This is a messenger RNA of Aspergillus pseudotamarii, 1579 nucleotides long. RefSeq lists its product as uncharacterized. The coding region runs from base 233 to 1081 and encodes 282 amino acids. NCBI's taxonomy places the organism in Eukaryota, Fungi, Ascomycota, Eurotiomycetes, Eurotiales, Aspergillaceae. The record is from RefSeq and is a predicted model, not a curated record. The transcript has 2 exons.